Molecule: messenger RNA, 1830 nt
Organism: Botrytis byssoidea
Lineage: Eukaryota; Fungi; Ascomycota; Leotiomycetes; Helotiales; Sclerotiniaceae
Exons: 4
Coding region: 1-1830 (609 amino acids)
Source: RefSeq, a predicted model, not a curated record
AUGUCUAUAUGCAUCAUCGACCCCUCGGGCGACUUCUACCUGCAAGUCUGUGACGCAAACUCCAUUGACACUGUCCGUUUCCGCGUCUCUCGCAGAAUUCUAGAAAGACACUCCACGCACGAACUUGCCUCCAAUCUCCGCAAUCAGCAAACCCCAAAUCUCCCCCUCUACGAUGUGAAAAUCCCCGCUAUGGAAACCAUCCUCCGAGUUCUCCACGGGGUUCUCGAUCUCAAUCACAACACCAACAACGCCCCCCACUCAACAUUCGAUCAAGAAAAUAUCGCAACCCUCUCCCACAUUAUCGAUCUCGGCAUCAAAUGGUUCAAGACCGAAGAACUCGAAUCCUGGUUCGCAAAAUUCUGGGCAGAACGAAGAGAAAACGAAAUGUCCUUGUACGAUAUGAAAGUUAUGUUGUACCCAUCCUAUAUCUUUCGACACGCGGAAGCCUUUGCUCGAAUUACCAAAUCUCUCGUUCUGGAGUGGAGAAGUGGUGAAAUGCAUGGCUUGAAUCCUCUUACGGGACGUGCGGAAUUUCGCUUUGAGCAUAGGAUUUUGAAGCAACUCGUUCGUCUCAAGACCCGAAUCCUCGAGCGCGAAAUCACCAACAAUCUCCUCGAUCCAUUAGAUCAUCUCUGCAACGACUUCUGCGAGGCACGUGGUGAGUGCAUGGUAGCGUACAACAAGUCAUUGCGAGACUGUCUCGUCAUUCCAUCCAUCGUGCGCCGAAACUGUUCUAUCAGAGAUAUACUCGAGAGCGAGGGUGUGAAUUUCUGGAACUGUGCCAGUCCACCGCACGCUUCUGAGCACUGUUCCAAUAUUCUAUCCGGCAACCACAUUGUGAAGAUCAAGAAGAAUGCGUUGAAUUUCUGGGAGGGAAUGUGCAUCGAAUGCGUGUUGCGUACUUCGGGUGGACAUGUCAAGCAGGAACAAUUCUGGGAAGACGGGCGACGCAAGCGCUACGGAACUUCUUGUCCCAUUCCCCACAACUAUCAGACGUGGAAUUAUAGUUACAUGGGUCCAUUUGAGCUAAUUUCAAAACAUAUAGCUGAGCAGAAAGAACGCGAGAAGAAUAAAGAGCGUACGAAGCAUGGAAUGAAGUUUUCCGCCAAAUCACGAUUUCCUUAUGCUUCCGAUUCACCCAAACGAUCUCGUCGACGUUCUUCUAAGAUUGCGGAAUGGUCUGCCAAAAACGAAACUGUGAAGACGAUGGAAGUCGAAGCAUCAACAGAUUCUAGGAGACCAAGAACUCAAGACACCACACGCUCUUUCAACACCAGUUCACCCAAAACCCCAUCCCAAAGCACUCCCCCUAUCAGAUUCGCCACUCUGGAUGAAACCGCCUGUCUUCAACAAAAGAAGAUUGCAGAAUGGACCGCAAGAAACCUAGCCAACCAAGCUAGAAUCCGAGAGGCUGAAGCUGAAGCCAAAGCUACCGCUGGCUAUACCGACGCGUACUUAGCGAGCCUAGAGUUCUACAACCAUGAUGACGAUAACAAUUUUGAGCCCGUCAAUACGCCACCUCCACCCGCCGCUAAGAAGGAACCCCUUUCUAAGAGCCAAGAACCGACCAUGAGCACCACCCCCACCCCAACUCCCAUCCCCACAGCAUCUCCAACCACCACUCCCAGAAACUCAGACCAAUCCUUCGAAUUCCCCCAAGAAAUGCACGCUUUCAACUCCAUCCCCGUCAACAGAGCUGCUCCCAAGAACGACUGGAUUGCACAGCGCCUGGAAUUCUACAACAGCAACCGAGAAGCUGCACUGGCUCAUAAACGCAUGAUGAAUGGCGAAACGGCUAUGGAUCUCGAUGAUUCGGAUGAGGAGUUGUGA